Anopheles stephensi (Asian malaria mosquito) is the source of this 1138-nucleotide messenger RNA. RefSeq names its product retinaldehyde-binding protein 1-like. The transcript has 2 exons. The record is from RefSeq and is a predicted model, not a curated record. NCBI's taxonomy places the organism in Eukaryota, Metazoa, Arthropoda, Insecta, Diptera, Culicidae. Gene Ontology annotation, cellular component: membrane. Gene Ontology annotation, molecular function: phosphatidylinositol bisphosphate binding. Bases 29 to 1009 code for a protein of 326 amino acids.
CCUUGGCCACUGAUCGACACACGUGAGCAUGGCUCCAAUCCUCGCUCCCUAUUCGGUGGACAAGUGCCCGAAGGCGUACGACCAGUACAAGUUUACGCUGCCCGAGCUGUACCGUGAGGUGGCCAAAGAGGAACUGCGCGAGGAUGACGCCGUACGUGAGAGAGCACUCGCCGAAAUGCGCACCUGGAUUGCGGAAAAUCCGUACAUCUUCAAGUGCCGCACGGAUGCAAAGUUCUUGCUGCGGUUCCUGCGCUUCCGUCAGUUCUCCGUACCGAUGGCUUGCGAAGCGCUGGAGCGGUAUCUAACUGUGCGCGAGCUGUAUCCGAGCUGGUUCAAGAACCUGGACUGUACCGAUCCUCUCAUGCGGGAAAUUUUCCACAACGGACCGUUCACCCUGCUCGGGUGGGAUGCGGCCGGGCGACUGGUGGGAUUUUCCCGGUUCGCCGGAUUCGACGGGGAGAACCACCGUCCCGCCCAGGAUGGCCGGUUUAUGGCGCUCGUCAUGGAGACGCUGCUGGAGUGUGAAGAGUUCCAGAUCGGUGGCUGUCACGUUCUGAUCGACUUUCACGACAGUACGGUGAGAAAUUUCGAAAAGUGGAGUACGACCGAUCUGAAGAUCAUGAUGGAAGCGUACAGCCACGCGUACCCGCUGCGCUACGGAGACAUUCGUUCGGCGGCGCUGCCAAAGUUUGCCAUGCCCGUGAUCGAUACGUUCCUGUCGUUCGCGAAUCCGAAGAUGCGCGAGAAGAUCAGUUGCUACUCAACGACGGCGGAGCUGGAGAAGUUCUUCGAGGCGCCAUUGAAACCUGCCCUGUACGGUGGACCGGUGAAGCUGGACGAAGCGAAUCGUGACCUGUGGAAACGGUUCGAGGAACAGCGCGAGGUAGUGCUCGGGCUUGAUCGUAUGGAGAUCGAUCUGGACUACUAUUCUUCGCGGUGGAACUUUGAAGGAACCACACCGGACGAGAUUGCAGCCGGCGCCAUGUUCAAGCGGUUAAGCAUGUGCUGAUCGUUGACUUCUCCAGAAUUCAGACUCCAACUUAACGCAUGAGGAUCGCUUCACCUUAAAAAGCUUGUAACGAAAUAAAUUCACGUUCUAAUCCUCCGGCUAAUGUUGACAAGUGCAUUGACUAAGCGC